ACAUCAUUUCCCCUUACACCGUUAGCCACCAUGUUUGCUUAAAAGCGCGGUAUCUGAAAAUCUGUCUUCGAAUCCACUUCCUUGUCUUUCCGUCUGAUGUUUAUUAAUCUAACAUUAACUGCCAUUAUUUGACAGCGUGGGAGACUGAGAGAGAGAGAGAGAGAGAGGACAAACGUUGGUCUUUUUACCGUCCAUAUUAAUCGAAGAUGUUGCGCCGUAACCCGACUCGGAUUGAAUUGAAACUGGAAGACAUCAAAGAAUACGAAGCGAUGAAGAACGAGAGACUGAAGCAGAAUGCGCAGAAGAUGUCUGUCGAUGCUGUUGGUGAGCAGUCUUCGUCGUCAACAGGUGCCCUGCCAGGAACAUGCAGCGGAGACACAACACCGGGAAGUAAAACUAAGGCCCAGUUUAUUCGUGAGAUUCAAGAACGAAUUGGUUACGACCCCAAACCUCAGCUCGGAACUUCUCGGAUUCGAACCCCUAUCCACAACUGAAACGGACUCCAAUGACCUCUGUCAAUGUAAAUGUUCUUCUUGUUUAUUUAUUCUAAUUCCAUCUAACCAAUAUCUCACUAUUAAAGAUGUCAUUUUUUUACAGAA
Messenger RNA from Octopus bimaculoides (California two-spot octopus), 599 nucleotides. Its product is annotated as anaphase-promoting complex subunit CDC26. The record is from RefSeq and is a predicted model, not a curated record. Gene Ontology annotation, biological process: regulation of mitotic cell cycle; anaphase-promoting complex-dependent catabolic process; protein K11-linked ubiquitination. Lineage: Eukaryota; Metazoa; Mollusca; Cephalopoda; Octopoda; Octopodidae. Gene Ontology annotation, cellular component: anaphase-promoting complex.